GGGUACCUCUUGAGCAUAGACUUUGGUCCUACCAAUAAUUCGACCAAUCGUAAACCGUUUUACUUCGUCAACGACCAAUAACCGACCAGCUCUCAUACGGACAACGUCAUUCUACAGUCUACCAACGUUAUGGUACACGCUUAGUCACACGCAGUCGUACAUCCGGAUCGCAAGUUUAUGCGACAACAUUUUAUCCACAUAGUUAGAUCGCGGUUUCAAUUUUUUUCACGAAAGAUUGCGGAUAACAUUUUUCAAACUGACCAACCCCGGAGUCGAGUUGGUAGCCCUGAACGGCAGGAAAUCUCAAACACUAUCCAUUGUUUUGCAGAAUUUCGAAAGAUCUUACAACAAUGGAAAAAGCUACUCGACGCGCCGUGAAUUCGAGAAAUGCGAGUCAAGCGGAGAUACUGAGAUCCCGCCAAAGGGACGACCUAUUCGCGAAUAAUCUUCGCGAUAAUCUGUCCGAAUUGUUGCACAAAAUUGGCGGUAAGAAAUUACUUCUUCAGAUAGCCCAGUCCGAGCUGCCGGCGAAACUCGCCUACUUCAUCGUCACGACUGGAAUGAACAAUCAAACGAUCGGCGAAGAGUACACGGGCAUUAUACAGGCCGAUGUAGAAGCCAGAAAGAUCCCUUCGUUGGGCGCAAGAACGCUCGCAGUGCUGUUCGAAUUUUUCGGCGAACAAGCCUUGAUAAAAUUGCUGGAGAGACUUUUGACCUCCAUAAAUCAUCCCCAGAGCGAACUCAGACCCGAAGCGGUUAAUUUUUUGAAUCCGUUUUUAACGAGACUGAAAAUCGUGAUACCCUUGAUGAUCCAGGCGCAUCGAGGUCUCUUUUAUAUUUUCGGUCGUUAUUACACACUGGGAAAGAGAUUGACCGGUGUGAAUUACGUGAAGGUCUACGGACGUCGUCCUCCGGAGCAAAUAAAUUGGGCCCUCCGUCUGCUCGGGGCAGCAACUUUAGCGCAAUGUGCGUUAAAGUUGUGGCGUAUGAGGUAUCUCGAAGAUCCGAAGAUCUGCGACGUUGGAAACGACUUCAAAUCAGCGUUAGGGAAUUGUCAAUUAUGCCUCGAAGCUGUUCCAACGAGCGCGACACCCUGCGGUCAUCUUUUCUGCUGGCAAUGUCUCGCGGAUUGGCUUUCGAGCAGACCGCAGUGCCCGUUAUGCAGGGAAUACGCGCAUCCUUCGAGAAUUAUUCAUUUAUUGAACAUGUGAACGUGUGAAACGAGAAUAACAAUCAGCUCGUUCGUUGCAAGUCAUGAAAUCGAGAAUGUACGAUGAAUUGAUUUCAAUAUUCCUGUACAUAUGUGUAUAUUAUUUCGUUUUUACUGUUACAAAUAAAGUUGUUCGUUUUAUAUUUCUAACA
Athalia rosae (coleseed sawfly) is the source of this 1362-nucleotide messenger RNA. It is a transcript of the gene Pex10, whose product is annotated as peroxisome biogenesis factor 10. Gene Ontology annotation, molecular function: zinc ion binding. Gene Ontology annotation, biological process: protein import into peroxisome matrix. NCBI's taxonomy places the organism in Eukaryota, Metazoa, Arthropoda, Insecta, Hymenoptera, Athaliidae. Gene Ontology annotation, cellular component: peroxisomal membrane. The transcript is spliced from 4 exons. The record is from RefSeq and is a predicted model, not a curated record. The coding region runs from base 351 to 1211 and encodes 286 amino acids.